Messenger RNA from Aspergillus nomiae NRRL 13137, 829 nucleotides. RefSeq names its product U2 snRNP complex subunit LEA1 (gene lea1). Gene Ontology annotation, cellular component: U2 snRNP. The coding region runs from base 74 to 829 and encodes 251 amino acids. The transcript is spliced from 4 exons. Gene Ontology annotation, biological process: mRNA splicing, via spliceosome. The record is from RefSeq and is a predicted model, not a curated record. NCBI's taxonomy places the organism in Eukaryota, Fungi, Ascomycota, Eurotiomycetes, Eurotiales, Aspergillaceae. Gene Ontology annotation, molecular function: U2 snRNA binding; protein binding.
UAUUAAUCGUGCCCCGUCCUUCCUAUAAUUGUAUGAUACCCGAUAGAACGACCCAUAGACACACACCGCCGCAAUGCGAUUGACCGUCGAGCUUAUCCAAAAUUCCCUGUCGUACAUCAACCCGCUCAAGGAUCGCGAAUUAGAUCUCCGAGGGCACAAAAUACCCGCGAUCGAGAACUUGGGUAUUGCCAAGGAUCAAGAUGCAAUCGAUUUCACAGAUAACGAUAUCUCCACCCUUGGGAAUUUCCCGUUCUUUCCCCGCCUUCACACCCUACUCCUCGCCCGGAAUCGAGUCAAGCACAUCCAGCCCACUCUAGCAACCUCCGUGCCGAACCUGGCCAACCUUGUAUUAACAUCGAACCAUAUGACUGAGCUCGCCGACUUGGAUCCUCUGCGCAACCUGACGAAGUUGACCCAUUUGGUGUUGUUGGAGAACCCUAUCACCCGGAAAGAGCACUACCGGUACUGGGUCAUCUGGAGGAUCCCCAGCGUGCGCUUCCUGGAUUACCAGAAGAUAAAGGAUGCCGAGCGUGAAAAGGCCCAGGAACUCUUCGGAACCGCCGAGGAACCAUCGGCACUAGCCUCCAAGAUCAUGGGCAUCAAGUCCCGCACAUUCGACGUCCCAUCCGGAAGCCUAGCCGACCGGGCACCGGCCGACAAGGCCGUCAGGGUCCAACUCACCGAGGCCGAGAGAAAACGUGUCGAGAAGAUGAUCCGCGAAGCAAGGAGCUUACAAGAGAUCGCGAGACUGGAAAAGGAAUUGAACGAAGGGCGGAUACCCGGCGGCGCGCUCGAUGCGGUCGAGGACCCGGAUCAAAUGCAGACAUAA